This is a messenger RNA of Drosophila bipectinata, 1266 nucleotides long. RefSeq names its product Odorant receptor 67b (gene Or67b). The record is from RefSeq and is a predicted model, not a curated record. Gene Ontology annotation, biological process: sensory perception of smell; detection of chemical stimulus involved in sensory perception of smell. Gene Ontology annotation, cellular component: plasma membrane. Gene Ontology annotation, molecular function: olfactory receptor activity; odorant binding. Lineage: Eukaryota; Metazoa; Arthropoda; Insecta; Diptera; Drosophilidae.
AUGGAGGACCUCUUGGAUCUGGAGCUUGAGCGCAUCGAUAAAAUGCCCAAAUUGGGGCUCAUGUGGGUGGAAUACAGUGCCUACUGCUUGGGCGUCAAUAUUGCACCACGAAAACGAAGCUCAAAGUAUUGUAAACUGACUCGCAUAGUUGUGGGCUUGGUCAAUUUGCACAUUAUCUACAGUUUAAUAGCCUUUAUUAUGGCCAACUAUCACAUCUCCUUUGAGGCCUAUGUUGAGGCAGUGCUUUUAACUUUUCAACUCAGCGUUGGUAUGGUCAAAAUGUUUCAUUUUCAGAACAUGGUGGAACAAUGUGCAAGUUUGGUUUUUUCAACGGAAUCGGGUCAGGUUCUCAAAUCGUUGGGAAUCUUUGAGUUGGAUUUGCCUAAAAAACAGGAACUUCUUAAAGCUUUAAGAUUAAUUCUGCUCAAUAAUUGGGUUAUCAUCGAUAGACAGGUGAUGUUUUUCUUCAAGAUUGUUUGCAUGCCAGUUCUGUAUUAUUGCUGCCGACCCUACUUUCAAUAUAUAUUCGACUGUUAUAUAAUCAGGGAUACGUGUGAAAUGACUUUAACCUAUCCUGCAAUUGUUCCUUUUAUACAAAUAGGAAAGUAUGAAUUUCCUUCCUAUGUGAUUCGUUUCUUUUUGUUGCAAUCGGGUCCCCUUUGGUGUUUUUUUGCUGUAUUUGGUUUUAAUAGUCUCUUUGUUGUCCUCACCCGAUAUGAGUCUGGUUUGAUUAAGGUAUUGCGUUUCCUAGUGCAAAACUCAACGUCUGAUGUCCUGGUUCCAAGAAAAGAAAGAGUGAAAUACCUGCGAUGCUGUGUGAAGCUCUUUGCUCGGAUUUCCAAGCAUCAUAGUCAAGUUGAAAACCUCUUCAAGUAUAUCAUCCUAGUCCAGUGUUCAGUUAGUAGCAUUUUGAUCUGCAUGCUGCUUUAUAAAAUCAGCACAGUUUUGGAAGUUGGUUGGGUUUGGAUGGGUAUGAUUAUGGUUUACUUUGUGACCAUUGCUCUAGAAAUCAGUUUGUACAACCUCAGUGCUCAAAAAGUAGAAACACAGAGUGAACUUCUUUUCUAUGACUGGUACAAUUGCGCCUGGUACAAUGAGUCCAAAGAAUUCAAGUUUAUGAUCAGAAUGAUGCUGCUCUUCACGCGAAAAACCUUUAUCCUGAGCGUAGGAGGAUUCACCAAUCUCUCCCACAAGUUUCUGGUUCAGGUCUUUCGAUUGAGCGCCAAUUUCUUUUUGUUGCUACGAAAUAUGAAUAAUAAAUAAAAU